Molecule: messenger RNA, 840 nt
Organism: Melampsora larici-populina 98AG31
Lineage: Eukaryota; Fungi; Basidiomycota; Pucciniomycetes; Pucciniales; Melampsoraceae
Exons: 8
Coding region: 1-840 (279 amino acids)
Molecular function (GO): hydrolase activity, acting on ester bonds
Source: RefSeq, a predicted model, not a curated record
AUGACGAGCCCGAUGUUCCUUCUUAUGAUUUUAGUACUCAUGGCCAUGCCUAGACCAGGGCAACAGGGAUCAAUCAACACUUCUCCCCUAAGACUGGCGGCUCAACCGAGCUACAUGAGCAAUGGGCAAACCUUCGGGACUACCCCAGCACCAGCCGUACAAAGGAAUCCCAACGACCCACACUUCGGUGGUCGGGCCUCGAACGGUCUGGUAUGGGUCGAACAAUUUGGCAAUCAAAUUGGCGCUGUUGUCAAGAAUUAUGCAGCCGGGGGGGCAUCUGUCUCUCGGGCACUCUCUCCCAGCGAUGUUCCACAAACGGACAUGAUCGGCCAUGUCCGAACUUUCUUGAAUCAGAGAAACCACGUUGAUGCGUCCUCCUCCAUGGCAAUGAUUUCCUACGGAAUCAAUGAUUGGGCCUCAUCCUCUCGACAUGGUACUCAAAACCUUCCCAAGGCAGCUCAAGAACUCGUUCGCCAAACCGAACUACUCGUCCAAGCUGGAAUUCGGAACGUGGUUGUUCUCUCACCACCCAUGAUGUCUGGUCCACUGGUCAACUUCAACAAUAUCAUUUGGAACGGUCUCAAGGCACUUCGGAAUAGAAACCCUGCAAUACAAUUUGCUUAUGUUGAUUUUACCGCGCUCUAUUCUGCUAUCACUUCUAAUCCCCGCUCCUUCGGGUACCUAUCCACUAGUUCAUGUCUUCCAAGUGCCACUAGUAUGUCUGGUGCUUGUUCAAACCCAAAUGUCUACCUCUAUUAUCUUCCCCGCCAUCCGCAAAAACUGACCCAUGGACUCAUGGCCGAAUGGGUUCAGGGGGUGUUAUCAAAUUGUAGAUCUUAG